Molecule: messenger RNA, 12610 nt
Organism: Callithrix jacchus (white-tufted-ear marmoset)
Lineage: Eukaryota; Metazoa; Chordata; Mammalia; Primates; Cebidae
Gene: FBXL20
Product: F-box and leucine rich repeat protein 20
Biological process (GO): SCF-dependent proteasomal ubiquitin-dependent protein catabolic process
Cellular component (GO): SCF ubiquitin ligase complex; cytoplasm
Molecular function (GO): protein binding
Source: RefSeq, a predicted model, not a curated record
GAGAAUAUUUUCCCUUUUUUUUUUUAAAAAAAAUUGAGAUGGAAUCUCACUGUGUUGCCCAGGCUGGAGUAUAGUGGUGCAAUCUCGGUUCAUUGCAAGCUCUGCCAGCCGGGGUUCUAGUGAUUCUCUUGCCUCAGCCUCCUGAGUAGCUGAGACUAUAGGCAUGUGCCACCACACCCAGCUAAUUCUUUUUUCCUUUUUAAUUGUACUUUAAGUUCUGGGGUACAUGUGCAGAUCUUACAGGAUUGUUGCAUAGGUACACACAUGCCAUCGUGGUUUACUGUUUCCAUCCUCCCAUCAUCUACAUCAGGCAUUUCUCCCAAUAUUAUCCCUCCUCAACCUCCCCAUCCCCCGCUCUCCCUCCCCUAGCUCCCCACCCCACAACAGAUUCCAGUGUGUUUGACAUUUCCUUCCCUGUGCCCAUGUGUUCUCAUUGUUCAACACCUGCUAUGAGUGAGAUCAUGCGGUGUUUGGUUUUCUGUUCUUGUGUCAGUUUGCUGAGAAUGAGGUUUCCAAAUUCAUUCAUGUCCCUACAAAGGACAUGAACUCAUCCUUUUUUAUGGCUGCAUAGUAUUCAAUGUUGUGUAUGUGCCACAUUUUCUUUGUUCAGCCUGUCAUUGAUGGGCAUUUGGGUUAGUUCCAGGUCUUUGCUAUUGUAAACAGUGCCACAAUGAACAUAUGUGUGCAUGUGUCUUUAUAAUAGAAUGAUUUAUAAUCCUUUGGGUAUAUACCCAGUAAUGGGAUUGCUGGGUCAAAUGGAAUUUCUAUUUCUAGAUCCUUGAGGAAUCGCCACGCUGUCUUCCACAAUGGUUGAAGUUUACUCUCCCACAAACAAUGUAAAAGUUUUCCUAUUUCUCCACAUCCUCUCCAGUAUCUGUUGUCUCCACAUUUUUUAAUGAUCACCAUUCUAAGUGGCAUGAUAUGGUAUCUCAAUGUGGUUUUGAUUUGCAUUUCUCUAGUGACCAGUGAUGAUGAGCAUUUUUUUGUUUGUUUGUUGACCUCAUAAAUGUCUUGUUUUGAAAAAUGUCUGUUCAUAUCUUUCACACACUUUCAAAUGGGUUUGCUUGUUUUUUUCUUGUAAAUCUGCUCUAUAGUUCUUUGUAGAUUCUGGAUAUUAGCUCUUUGUCAGAUGGGUAGAUUGCAAAAAUGUUUUCCCAUUCUGUUGGUUGCUGGUUCUGAUGAUUGUUUCUUUUGCUCUGAAGAAACUCUUAAGUUUAAUUAGAUUCCAUUUGUCUGUUUUGGCUUUUGUUGCCAUUGCUUUUGGUGUUUUAGUCAUGAAGUCCUUGCCUAUGCCUAUGUCCUGAAUGGUUUUGCCUAGGUUUUCUUCUAGAGUUUUUAUGGUGUUAGAUCUUAUGUUUAAAUCUUUAAUCCAUCUGGAGUUAAUUUUAGUGUAAGGUGUAAUGAAGGAGUCCAGUUGCAGCUUUCUGCACAUGGCUAGCCAGUUUUCCCAUCACCAUUUAUUAAACAGGGAAUCCUUUCCCCAUUGCCUGUUUUUGUCAGGUUUGUCAAAGAUCAGAUGGUUGUAGAUGUAUGGCAUUACUUCCAAGGCCUCUGUUCUGAAAAAUAUGGAAUGCUUCACAAAUUUGCGUGUCAUCCAAUUUUAGCAUAUGUGCUGCUGAGGUGAGCACCUCCAGCUAAUUUUUUUGCAUUUUUAGUAGAGAUGCAUUUUGCCAUGUUGGCCAGGCUGCUCUCAAACUUCUGAUCUCAGGUGAUCCACCUGCCUCACCCUCCCAAAACUCUGGGAUUACAAGUGUGAGCCACUGCGCCCGGCCCAAAGAGAAUAUUUUCUAUUCCAGGUUUCUGAACAUCUCCUUGAACAAGUAAAUGUGAGCCAAGUUUGGGGAGUCACCUUAUCUUAAUGGCAUAUUAAAAUAGUGACAUCCAUAGUGAUGUGAGCUGAACAGUAAACCUUUUUCAUUUUUGUUUUUGAGACGGAGUCUUGCUCUGUUGUUGCCAGGUUAGAGCAUAGUGGCAAGAUCUUAGCUCACUGCAACUUCUGCCUCCCGGGUUCAAGCGAUUCUCCUGCCUCAGCCUCCCAAGUAGCUGGGACUACAGGUGCACACCACCAUGCCCAGCUAAUUUUUGUAUUUUUAGUAGAGAUGGGGUUUCACCGUGUUAGCCAGGAUGGUCUCCAUCUUUUGACUUCGUGAUCCACGCACCUCAGCCUCCCAAAUUGCUGGAAUUAGAGGUGUGCAACACCACACCAGGCCUUUUUUUUUUCUUCUUCUUUUUUGAGACUGGGUCUCACUCUCUCACUGAGGCUGGAGUGCAGUGGUAUGAUCUCAGCUCACUGCAACCUCCACUUCCCUAACUCAGGCAAUCAGUCCUCUCACCUCAACCUCCUGUGUAGUUGGGAUGACAGAUGCACACCACCACACCUGGUAAAUUUUUUGUGUUUUUUGGGCAGAGAACAGAGUUUUGCCAUGCUGGCUGGGUGUGGUGGCUCACACCUAUAAUCCCAGUACUUUGUGAGGCUGAGGUGGGUGGAUCACCUAAGGUCAGGAGUUCAAGACCAGCCUGGUUAACAUGGUGAAACUCCAUCUCUACUAAAAAUCCAAAAAUUAGCCGCGCAUGGUGGCAUGUGCUGGUAACCCCAGCUACUUGGGAGGCUGAGGCGGGAAAAUCACUUGAACCUGGGAGGCAGAAUUUACAGUGAGCUGAGGUGAUGCUACUGCACUCCAACCUUGGCUGCAGACCAAGACUUUGUCUCAAGAAAAAUAAUUUUGUCUUGUUGCCUAGGAUGCUCUUGAACUCCUUAGCUCAAGCAAUCCACCUGCCUCAGCCUCUGAAAGUAAUAGAAUUAAAAGGCGUGAGUCUGCGUCCAGCCUCUGAGCAGUAACUUUGAUGUUCUCAAAUAGCGAUGAAGCUGUAAUCAAUAAAAAACUUCCCAAAGAACUCCUGUUAAGGAUAUUUUCUUUUCUAGAUGUUGUUACCCUGUGUCGCUGUGCUCAGGUCUCCAGGGCCUGGAAUGUUCUUGCUCUGGAUGGCAGUAACUGGCAGCGAAUUGACCUAUUUGAUUUCCAGAGGGAUAUUGAGGGCCGGGUAGUGGAGAAUAUUUCAAAACGAUGUGGAGGCUUUUUACGAAAGUUAAGUCUUCGUGGAUGUCUUGGAGUGGGAGACAAUGCAUUAAGAACCUUUGCACAAAACUGCAGGAACAUUGAAGUACUGAAUCUAAAUGGGUGUACAAAGACAACAGAUGCUACAUGUACUAGCCUUAGCAAGUUCUGUUCCAAACUCAGGCACCUUGACUUGGCUUCCUGUACAUCAAUAACAAACAUGUCUCUUAAAGCUCUGAGUGAGGGAUGUCCACUGUUGGAGCAGUUGAACAUUUCCUGGUGUGACCAAGUAACCAAGGAUGGCAUUCAAGCAUUAGUGAGAGGCUGUGGGGGUCUCAAGGCCUUAUUCUUAAAAGGCUGCACGCAGCUAGAAGAUGAAGCUCUCAAGUAUAUAGGUGCACACUGUCCUGAACUGGUGACUCUGAAUUUGCAGACUUGCCUGCAAAUCACGGAUGAAGGUCUCAUUACUAUAUGCAGAGGGUGCCAUAAGUUACAAUCCCUUUGUGCCUCUGGCUGCUCCAACAUCACAGAUGCCAUCCUGAAUGCUCUAGGUCAGAACUGCCCACGACUUAGAAUAUUGGAAGUGGCAAGAUGUUCUCAAUUAACAGAUGUGGGCUUUACCACUCUAGCCAGGAAUUGCCAUGAACUUGAAAAGAUGGACCUGGAAGAGUGUGUUCAGAUAACAGAUAGCACAUUAAUCCAACUUUCUAUACACUGUCCUCGACUUCAAGUAUUGAGUCUGUCUCACUGUGAGCUGAUCACAGAUGAUGGAAUUCGUCACCUGGGAAAUGGGGCCUGUGCCCAUGACCAGCUGGAGGUGAUUGAGCUGGACAACUGCCCACUAAUCACAGAUGCAUCCCUGGAGCACUUGAAAAGCUGUCACAGCCUUGAGCGGAUAGAACUGUAUGACUGCCAGCAAAUCACACGGGCUGGAAUCAAGAGACUCAGGACCCAUUUACCCAAUAUUAAAGUCCACGCCUACUUCGCACCUGUCACUCCACCCCCAUCAGUAGGGGGCAGCAGACAGCGCUUCUGCAGAUGCUGCAUCAUCCUAUGACAAUGGAGGUGGUCAACUUUGGUGAACUGAGUAUUUAAUGACACUUCUAGAACUACGGUGGAGUCUCUCCAGUGGAAGCGACCCCAGUGUUCUGGGCAAGGGUUACAAAGUGAGCGGGGGCAGUGUCCAGAUCCCCAGAGCCACACAUACAUACACAUAAACACACUCACCCCUAUCCACUCUAGCUCUGUGACCAUGGGACUGAAGUUUGUGAUGGCUUUUUCAAAUGAUUGGUAAAACUUAACCAUUCCUGUUGAGGUGCCCAGAAGAAAAUCAUAGGCCAAGAUAGAGGGAGGGGCAUUCCAGCAAACCCAGUGUUAUUGCUACUGUGGUUUUAAAAUUUUUGUCUAGGGGUUUCUUUGGGGAUUUUGGAACAUCUGCGUCUGCAUCUGCAGUCCUCCAGGGUCAAGAAAAGCAUGGAAAGACAAUAUAUGAUGUACCCAGGGACCAGAAAGAAAAUUUCUUUGCAUCUUAGAAAUGGUAGACAUUCAUUGUGACUACAGAGCUUCUGUGCUUCCUUGUUUCCAUGCCAACAUGCUGAGCAUGCUCACAAAGAAGGCUCGUCCAUUCCUCCUGUGUUUUAGUAUUUGGCCCAGAGGUUUCCUAAAUGGUUGCAUUGAAAUCACUGUGGUCCAAAUAUAAUUCUUACACACUCAAAUUAUCACUGUCUGUAGCACAUUUGUGCAUGUGUCUUCUGUUCUCUGUUGCUCCCUCCCGCACUCUUGCUCAGUCUGUCACCUGUUCAGUCUGCUUACUCACUCAAUUGUUACUCUUGUCGUGUUUACAGUUUGCAUUUUGAAUGAUUAGUUGGGAUUACCAAACAUUUUUUAAACAGAUAUCAAUAAAUAUUUUUUUAAUUCUAAAUUUUACCAUUAGGGGACCCUGCCUGAAUCUUUGCCAAUCUGGAAGGAAACUAUCACAAAAGCAAGAAAAGUUAUGAGAAGAAAUUGACUAUUUUGAUGAAAACAGAUGUUGCCUUUUGGUUUCUAUUAUAUCUUCUGAUAUAUGAUAAUUUGCAUGAUAUGCCCAAUAUUCCACCCUACACAUUUUUCCUUCUGUCAGACUCCAACUUAAUAAGGAAAGAGAGAGAUGUAUUAUUAGGAAAGAGUGGAAUGAUAAGUCACAAAACCAAGCCUGAAAGUCCCCACCACUGAAGUUCAGACAUUAAUGAUUAGUUACUAGAUAUUUACUGAAAUCUAGGAGUGAUCAGUGGCAUCUCUGACCUAUGUCUGUGAGGUGGUUUUGUUUUAGCUGGAAUGCUACCAGAGGAGCUGUGUAUUCUAGCCAGUCUGUUUCUCUCUUUUUCCCCAUUUCAGCCUUUCAGGAAUACAAGAAUGGCAUUAUAACAGCUGUAAACUGUAUGUCAGUGUUAAUGGAUUAUAUGUUGGCACCCCAAAGGGCCAGAACCUUCCAAGAACCUGUCAGUCAUCUCUCUUUUCUGCUCCAGUCUUUUUUUUUUUUUUUUUUUUUUGAGACAGGGUCUCUCUGUAGCCCAGACUGGAGUGCAGUGGCUUGAUCUUGGCUCGCAGCGACUUCCACCUCCCAGGCUCAAGUGAUUCGCCUGCCUCAGCCUCCCAAGUAGUUGGGAUUAGAGGCACGCAGCACUAUUAGCCGGCUGAUUUUUGUAUUUUUAGUAGAGAUGAGGCUUCACCAUUUUGGCCAGGCUGGUCUUGAACUCCUGACCUCAAAUGAUCCACCUGCCUCAGCCUUCCAAAAUGCUGGCAUUACAGGCGUGAGCCACGGCACCUGGCCCUGCUCCAGACUUCUGAAUGAAGUAUGAAUGUAGCCAGGUGAACCAUUGAGGCAGCUGAAAGAGAACAUUGAGAGGAAGUAGGGGGUUUAGUGUCUCUGCUCAGCCUGGGCACUAGAACUAAGGGAGGAAUUUAAUUCGACUUACAGUCGAAGAAGAAGUAACCUCUCUCCCCCCAAAAAAUCAGAGGAUAAAGGAAGUAAAAUGAGUUUUUAAAGCAUUAGAAGUAAAUUUCUAAACCCCAAGGGUAGAAACCUGAGUGUGAUUUUUAAUAGGGUGAUUUUGGCAGGGGGGUCCUUUAAGACAUUAAUGUACAGUCCAUCAUAAUCUUAGAUAAUCUUCUAUGUGAUCCAGACUAUUAAAAGGCUUAUUUUAUUUAUUUAUUUAUUUUUAUUUUUAUUUUUUUAGAGAUAGGCUCUUGCUACCUUGCCCAGCCUGGACUCAAACUCCUGGGCUCAAGCCUUCCUCCCACUUCAGCCUCCCAAGUAGCUGGGACUACAGGUGUGUGCUAUUGUACCCAGCUUAAGAGAUUUGUUUCAAUGCUGCAGUUGCUGAUUCUACCAGCAUACAUAAGAAUAAAGUCUGAUUUAUUUCUCCAUUGAUUUAGAAGGCUAUUACCCAUCAGUAUUUAGCAUAUUAAAUUUAUUUUAAAUCCUGUUUUAUUGUACCCCUUUAAAAGUGCAAAUUACUUGUUUUAUUUAUUCCUCUCCCCCCUUAAUAUCUUUCAGGUUACCUUAUAAGGAAUAUAACAUGAAACUCAGUUUCCUGGCUGUACCCCUCCACACAUACAAAUACAUACGUGCAUGCACACACACUUCCAGAUGUGGUUGAUAAUAUUCAGAUCCCCAGGUUAUUCAUUCAAACAAAACUAAAGGAGAAAACUAGGGGCCAUCUGCUUUAAAGUUUAAGAUGUUUUCUUUGUUGUUGUUUUUUUAGUGUCUGUACAAAUUGACCAAAAAACCCAGAUUGAUUACUGAAUGUGGAUUUGAAUUGCCUACGUUGAGGCCAUAAGUACUUCUUUACUUAAGUUUAAAAGACCCUAUUCAUCAGGUCAUGAAGAUCUUGGAAAUGGUGUUUCUCUACUCAAAGGGUAUACCUAUAGGCAGGUCCAUGGGGACUUGCUCUGGUGAUCCCUGCUAUUAAGGCAAAUUCCAGCCUGUCUGGGCCAAGAAUAGUCAAGUAAGAGAGAACGAAGACUCAGGGGUGUGCAGCACUGGCUUCUAUUUUGUCAGGCAGAAGUCUUACUCCUUUCGGAAGAAAACUUCAGGCUCAUCAAGCUUGGAAGGAAAUGCAGUUUUAUGCUAAUUUGCAGCCUAUGCCAGCUGAUGAAUAUGCUAGGACUUUGAGAAUACAGAGCAUGGUAAGUUUUGGUCGGGUGGAAAGGAGCCUGACAUAUGAACAUAAUGCUGCUUCUCUCAACAUCUGGGAUACCUGUGAAAAUUAAGUAAGGAUUAAUGUAGGAAAAAUUCUCUACAGGAAAAGCUAAUUGGUCUGUUUAUUCAUAGCCACUCCAAAGCAUGCCUUUUAUAAUGAAAAAAAAAAAACAGUGAACAGAGAGAAGAGAUUUGGGGGUAAGUUAGAAGGUACCCUCAAAGCUACUGUGCUAAACCUACAGAUGGGCAAGAAGGAAUUAUGGUAGUGUCUCUGGAGAAAGUUCUGGAACAUCCAGAUCAUCUCUUUUCUAAGCAGUUUUCCCCUAUUUCAUCCCUUACAUUUUCCAGCAUCAUUUGCUACAUAAGUGUCUUUUCAUCCUCCAUCAGCUCCAUUGAGCUGACUCCAGCUUAUUUUUGCACUGAUUUUUAACAUUUCCUUCCCACACCCAUCCUUUCCCUCUAUUUAAAGCCUCCAUCUCACCCUCAAUAAUGCUGCUGAUGUACUCUCACAUGUCUCCAGUCUAGCUUCCUCUUUGAAUUCCUCUCCUACUCCAGGUGCUGUCGUGGGCAGCCUUAAGUUCAAUACCUGUCAGGUGGCUCAGGCCAUUUUUCAUUAGGUGGUCUUUGGUGUUUGCAUACUGAAUUUGAACUGAGUUGAAAAGGAAACUGUUGGAUAUGACAUAUUACAGGGAAACCUGGUAAAUUUAUGAUGCUUUAUUUUGGGCUUUCCAGACUAUUUAUGCUUCAGUAUCCACAGUCUUUUAUUUCAUGUAAUUGCCUUGUAAAAUACAUUGUUAUGGCUGGGUGUGCUAGCUCACGCCUGUAUCCCAGCACUUUGGGAGGCUGAGGCAGGUGGAUCACAAGGUCAGGAGUUCGAGACCAUCCUGGCCAAGAUGGUGAAACCCCCGUCUCUACUAAAAAUAGAAAAAUUAGCCAGGCGUGGUGGUAGGCACCUGUAAUCCCAUCUACUCGGGAGGCUGAGUUAGGAGAAUCACUUGAACCCGGGAGGCGGAGGUUGCAGUGAGCCAAGAUGGUGCCACUGUACUCCACCCUGGACAACAGAGCGAGACUCCAUCUCAAAAAAAAAAAAAAGUGCAUUUUUACUAGUUUGAUAGCUCACUAAUGCCAAGGGGGACUAAAGAAAAUAUGAUGAAACUUGUCUUGAAGUUGAUAGAAAGUGCAAGAGUGAGGCUGGGCACCGUGGCUCACACCUGUCAUCCCAGCACUUUGGGAGGCCAAGGCUGGUGGAUCACAAGGUCGGGAGUUCAAGACUAGUCUGACCAAUACAGUAAAACUCUGUCUCUACUAAAAGUACAAAAAUUAGCCGGGUGUGGUGGUGCACACCUUUAGUCCCAGCUACUCAGGAGGUUUAAGGCAUGAGAAUAUCUUGAACCCGUGAGGCCGAGGUUGCAGUGAGCCGAGAUCACACCGCUGCACUCCAGCCUGGGCGAUAGAGUGAGACUCCAUCUCAGAAAAAAAAAAGUGCAAGUGUGUGACUGGAAAGAAGACAGGACAGUAAGCGUCCUUCUGCCUGUGUAGUCAGCAUGUCCUUAAUUGAUCAUGUUAUUGGGAGAAGAGCACUCAUGGGUCAUGGUUGACCCUUGGCCAUUUUAUGUUUAUUGUGCUGAAAGUCACAGACUGUUCAUGCCAGUUGCUACCAGUGAGAGGAGGGAUUUAAAGGAAAUUGCUCUGUUCUGCCUUUUCCCUCCUUAUGUAUGUGAUUUAAGGGUAAGCUUUUAUCCUGGUUGUAUCCCCAGCUGACAGAAUCUCUCAGUCAUAUGUUUGAGCUCUAAAACAUUUUACAAAAAGAUUGCCUAUCUGCCUACCAAUUCUAGGAUCUUUAGUCACCUCAAACCCAGGCACUGUGAAUUAGCCAAAUCCUGUUUGAGAAGAAAUGUAGGAUGUUUGGUUGGAGUUCUUCAGACAGAACCUCUCUCCCCAUUAAUGAUAUUAGAGCAAAGAAUUCUAAAGCAGUAGGAGGAUAGGGGGUAAAAUGGAGUCCCAGGCUUUCCUUGCCUUUAUUUCUAUCAUAAUUUUUUUUUUUGAGAUGGAGUCUUGCUUUCACCCAGGCUAGAGUGCCAUGGCACAAACUUGGCUCACUGCAACCUCGGCCUCCUGGGUUCAAGUGAUUCUUCUGCUUCAGCCUCCCAAGAAACUGGGAUUACAGGUGCCCACCACCAGCCCAGCUAGGGGUUUUUUUUUUGAGAUGGAGUCUUGCUCUGUCGCCAGGCUGGAGUGCAGUGACACUAUCUUGGCUCACUGCAACCUCUGCCUCCUGGGUUCAAGUGAUUCUUCUGCCUCAGCCUCCCGAGUAGCUGGGACCACAGGCGCGUGCCACCACACCCAGCUAACUUUGGAUUUUUUUUUUUUUUUUUUUUUUUUUAAGUAGAGACGGGAUUUCACCGUGUUGGCUAGGAUGGUCUUGAUCCCCUGACCUCAUGAUCUUCUCACCUCCGCCUCCCAAAGUGCUGGGAUUACAGGCAUGAGCCACCAUGCCUGGCCUAAUUUUUGUAUUUUUAGGAGAGACAGGGUUUUGCCAUGUUGACCAGGCUGGUCUCGAACUUCUGACCUGAAGUGUUCCACUUCCCUCAGCCUCCCAAAUUGCUGGGAUUACAGGCAUGAGCCACUGUGGCUGGCCAAUUUCUAUCAUAAAUUUUAAAUGUAAGAUUGGAAGAUGCAGAGAGCUGUAUAAAACCAUGUCAGUAAGGUAAUGAUUAACCCAGGUAGUUUAGGAAUAAAAUUGGGCUGUAUCUGUCAGGUGUGGUGGCUCACGCCUGUAAUCCUAGCACUUUGGGAGACCAAGGCAGGCAGAUCAUAAGGUCAGGAGAUUGAGACCACCCUGGCUAACAUGGUGAAACCCCAUGUCUACUAAAAAUACAAAAAAUUAGCCAGGUGUGGUGGCAUGGGAUUACAGGUGCACACCAUUACCACCUGACUAAUUUUUGUAUUUUUAGUAGAGAUGGGGUUUCAACCAUAUUGGUCAGUCUGGUCUCGAACUCCCAACCUCAGGUGGUCUGCCCGCCUCAGCUUCCCAAAGUGCUGGGAUUCCAGGCAUGAGCCACCACACCCGGCCCAGGAUAAACUUUCUACCUGCCUGAAAGUACCAUAUGAGGCAAGUGAGUUUCUUGCAUGAAGGAUUUCUGCAGCUUUCCCCUCAAGUCACAUCUGUUGUACCUAUUUUUAUUUUUAGAAACAUCAAUUCAGUGUCUCUGAAGCCUUUGAACUUUACUCAGUAUAUAACCCCUCAGGUGAGAUUGAGUGGAUCUUUGGACCCCAAGAGAGUUAAUUUUGGGGAGGAAAAUUAAUUAGAGCAAGCUCCCCUGUGGGAUGUUAAGAGAAAGUCCAUAUGCACAUCUUCCACCUCUGCCUUAUGUUUUUUAAUAAGUGCUUGUGAGGUUCAGUUUGCAGAUGUUGAGUCUCAGUGCUUCCUCAGCCAGGGUGGUUUAUUGCCCUUUUAUGAAGAAGAACUAUAAGCAAGUAAAGUCCUAUCAAUAGUCUUUAAUGUUUUGUGUUUUAUAGUCUUAUUUUGAAGAAUCAGCAUGGGAAAAUGAUAGAUGAGGUUCAAAUAAAGGAGAGAAUUAGCUCUAGAAUUGGGGUACUUUGCCUCAGGUACAGCAUCUGUCCUGAAUACAUAGUGACGACUGCCUCACACAUGGGUACAUUUACUUUCCUUUUUGGUGAAUUCCACCCCUUUUUACUGGCAAAGAGGGCUCCUAGUUUCUACACACUUAACCGGUCAUACAGAUGGGUUUUGGCACCACCAUCAGAACCACAAGUGCAUCCAGCUGCAUCUGGGUGUGGUUUUGGUACUAGGACGAGAGAGAUGAGCAGUAAAUGACAAUCCGUACUCUAGGAAGAAAUGGGAAAAGAGGUGUCCAGACACAUUUACCUUUUCUCUUCUGCCCUGUCCCAAGAACCAAGGAUCAUCUUUGAAGUGUGAUGUCUUUUUUGUUAAAUUGGAAGAAAACUGCUUCACUAAAUUUCUCUUGUCAUUAUCUCAUUAAUUCAGAUCUGUACCACAUUGCUGUCCCCCACACGUAUAUGUUUCUUACCUUAGCCUCAGCCUUCUCAGCCCUUGAAGUCAUUAUUCUACUUUCCUCCUCCCCCGCCUCCCUGUUUUUAUGGCACUAGAGAAUGAAAACCUAAGGUCUUAGAAAAUCUUAACUUGAAAAAGUCUCUAACUGGCAUGGUUUGACUAAUUACUUUUUUACCCCCUAUGGACAGACAAUUUUCUUUCCUAGUGCUAUAUAAUAGAUUUUUAAUAAGUGAAACCUUUGCUGCUGCUUUCUCGGGUUUACAUUACUUUUUUCCUUCCCUUAAGAAUAAUUUAUCUGUGCUUCUCUGAUGACUGUUCAUUUCUGAUAGUGCAGGAAGAGAUGAACUUGAUUUCUUCUCACUCCCCUCCCCACUCCACUUCCAAAUUACACACUAAUUUAUAACUCCUAAAGCCUGUUGGCACCUACACAAGAUCCAUGAGACCAUUUUCCUCAGAAGCUACCCCUGUCCUUUCUCACCAUGCUGUGGCUCUUAGAGCCCCGAGUGUCUGUGACUACCCACUCCAAAGGGUGACUGUAAGAGGAGAGAGGCCUUUUUAUAAUUUUGCAUUUCUUAAUUUUGUUUUUCUCCAUUCCUACUUUAUGACUUGGCCUUCAGAUGCUUCCUACCCUGGCCUCUUCCUUUUUCCUCCCAGGAAUUGUUUCCAGGUAACCUGCCGUGUGCACUUCUCAGCUGCUCUGCUCACCUUUGCCCACCUUCCAGUGACCCUGAGAGCACAGAUCCAAAUAAUGUGGCCUGUGCAGAGCUCAGAGAACUGUGAGGACUACCCAUGCCUGUCGGACUCUGCUCAGGGACAGAGAUGGAUGGUAAAUGGUGCUGUUGGAGACAUUUUUAUCUUCAAACCAGGCUCUGUUUCAUCCCUGCACCCCACACCCCCCAUCCACUCCUCUGAGGGGGUAAAAUGCAGAGGUGGUUGGCUGCAGGGUCUAAUCCCCUCCUUCCCCAGCUGUGGGGCCUACCCUGGAGUGCUGCAAUGUGUGGGGGCUGCUCCUUGCUUGUUUCUCCACCAGGCCUGUUCCAAAUGCUUAGCCAAUCUCUGGAGCUGACAGUUGCCUAUGGGGUAACUUAGCAUCAGGUUCCAUUAGCUCUCCAAGUGACUGUUUCCACCCAGUACUUUUGGCACUUGAGGAUGGGGAGGGGUGUUAUUUAAAAUAAAUAAAAUCCGAGGUGGCAGUAGAGGAUUCCUUUUGCUUUAAAAAUCUUUGGACUAAAAAUAAAUAAGUUUUUUAUAUAUAAAUAUAUAAAUUGUUAUGUAACUAUUGUUUCCUGUAUGUUCUAAUUUUGUUUUAUGAUGUAAUUAAAGAAAAUAAGCUGUGAA